ACGAUAGCUUUCAAUCGAAUCUCGCCAGUCAGUGGUAAAAUCGCUAGCAGACUGCGCGGGUCCCAUCACCGUUUUCUAUGACUGCGGUGGUCGCUUUUCUCUACCUUACAUCCCGAAUCCCGAUUGUGUUUCAUUCAGUUCUUUUAUUUCCGGGGCAAAUGUCUUAGAAAGCGGUCGCGGCUGUGCCUGUCGCUGCUCCCAUAAUCUUCGAUCAGCGAUCGCGUGUCACUGCGAUGCGGUGCAUCUUUGUUUUUUUCGCCGCCGUGUCCUCAACUCGAGAAGUGUCAAAUUGGGACAAAAGUAAACAAUGGUUGGCUGAAUAAACAUGGUUACACAUUGGGAAUCCAGUAAAAGACCGCUAUAUUUUAAAACUGUCUGGAAAGAUGGACAACAUCACGUAAUUUUGAACUGCAGAGAAAACAUCGUGCCCAACAAAAAAGUGCCUCCGAAAUGUUCUUUCAACUCAGUGAGAUCUGUAAAAUCUGCUCCGUCAAGCAGUAGCUCACAUUUCAAUGUAUCCACGUUGAAAUUACUGGACACCGAAGAUGUUAAACCGCACAGGAGAUGUAAAACCAGUAACAAAAGUCAAGCGAAUCUUUCUCCAAAAUAUCCGUUUAAAAUUUUUACGAAGCAAGUAUCGGUGAAUAGUGCAGCAGAAAAAAACAUAAAAAACAUCCCCUUAUCUAUAAAUUCCAAUAGCAUAGACCUUGACACAAAAAAUAAAUCUCCAGAAAGUAAGUCAGAGUACAUCAAAGAAGCAUGUUUAAGUCUUUCAAACUUUGAGGAACCUCGCAAUGAAUCUUUAACUGACAGAGUUUUGAUGUGGUUAGAUCUAGCUAUUCAAAGCGGUAACUAUCCCAAGCCAAUAACUAUAAAUCCUCCUCUUGAAACUUAUACCGUUCAACCUGUUACCAGAAAGAGGCAGACAUUCGCCAAGCAUCGUUGCUACACGUCGUAUCACGUUGCUUCUGAUUAUGAAGCUAGCAAAUACUCCUUUCAUGUGGAAGGCACAGCUCAACCCUUGCAAGAGUCCAACAAUCCAAGAAUCGAUACAAAAAUGUCGGAGCAACAGGACGGUCCUGUCUAUAAUGAAGAAGAAGCUUUAGUUUCUUCCAGACUUGAAGAAAACGUCAUUAGUGAAGAUAUUGUCGUCGACGACGAACCGAAGAGAAAGUUUGGUAUGAAGAGACAAUUGCAUAUUUUUUUACCAAACUUACAGAAGAAAGUGGGACUUUAUAACAGUGAUUUAAGUGAUCAGUUGAGUGCUUCUUCUUUUCAGAAAAUUGACGAUUCUAGGGAAAUUUAAUUUUUUCGUGUAAAUAAAUGCUUUUUGUAUA
Diabrotica virgifera virgifera (western corn rootworm) is the source of this 1337-nucleotide messenger RNA. RefSeq lists its product as uncharacterized. The transcript is spliced from 2 exons. Lineage: Eukaryota; Metazoa; Arthropoda; Insecta; Coleoptera; Chrysomelidae. The record is from RefSeq and is a predicted model, not a curated record. Bases 326 to 1306 code for a protein of 326 amino acids.